Porites lobata is the source of this 781-nucleotide messenger RNA. Lineage: Eukaryota; Metazoa; Cnidaria; Anthozoa; Scleractinia; Poritidae. The record is from the annotation of a GenBank genome assembly.
GAAAAAUAAAGAUCAAGUAAGAGGAAAGCGGGAAAAAUGGGAUAAGGUUUGGUCCAUACAAAGGCAGCCCAAACUUGCAUUAACUUGUCUGACCUUUUGCAGAUGUCAGUGCAAAAGGCAGUGCAUUCUAACCUCGUCAGUGUUGCGAGUGUUGUUUCUUCUAAUCGCCAUAACGAAUUGCAGAAAAUUACCAUAACACUCUUUAAGUGUGCGGGCUCGCCUCAAAGAAGCUUUUUCAAGAACUCCCGCUUUGAUUUUAUUACGUGUCGGCUGCUUUUAAAAUUUACACUCCAAACAGGAGACGGUCUUCGAACCCUGCAACUAAACUGUAUGUUUACUUGUGAAACUUUUAAUGUUAUCUAUUUGAUUCAAUGUCGCCUGUGUAAUCUACAAUAUAUUGGAGAAACUAAACGUCGCCUCAAAGACCGUUUUAAUGAACACAGACAACCCCUACUCAACCCUACUGGUAAUUACACCCAUACUGCAGUUUCAGAACAGUUUCUUACCAGCAAUCAUUCCGACAAUGAUAUGCUUUUGAUUCCUACUGAAAAACUUAAAAAUGGGCGUGAUUCUUUCAGGAAACCACGUGAAGCCCACCUUAUCCAUAAAGCUAAGACAAUUGAGCCUCUGGGCAUCAAUUAACGUGAUGAACUGUAACUAUAUAUAGUAUAUCUUUUAUUUUUUUGUUAUCUUCUCUUUUUAAGUAGCCACACCGUACCACGUCAUGUUAUAAAUUUCCGGUCAUUAUUUUACUUCAUAUAUAUUUCUGUAAAUUCGUGAC